Molecule: messenger RNA, 2450 nt
Organism: Carassius carassius (crucian carp)
Lineage: Eukaryota; Metazoa; Chordata; Actinopteri; Cypriniformes; Cyprinidae
Product: high affinity choline transporter 1-like
Exons: 9
Coding region: 114-1892 (592 amino acids)
Biological process (GO): acetylcholine biosynthetic process; neuromuscular synaptic transmission; transmembrane transport
Cellular component (GO): axon; perikaryon; synapse
Molecular function (GO): choline:sodium symporter activity
Source: RefSeq, a predicted model, not a curated record
UAGUUGGGCUCUGUUUUGCUCUGUUGGUGGCAGUUGAGUGACUGGCUGCUGAUUCACAAAGGUCUCAAUGAAUAUCGGUUCUUUAGAGAUACAGCGACUUUAGCAGAGAGAAGAUGAACAUCCAUGUGGAGGGGUUGGUGGCGAUUGUCAUCUUCUACUUGCUGAUCCUUGUAGUGGGAAUCUGGGCAGCAUGGAAAAACAAGAAUUCCGGCGUGAUGGAGGGAGUUGAUCGCAGUGAGACCAUUAUGGUCGGCGGAAGGGAUAUUGGAUUAUUUGUCGGCGCAUUUACCAUGACAGCAACGUGGGUUGGAGGGGGUUAUAUCAACGGCACAGCAGAGAAUGUGUAUCUUCCCGGGUACGGCUUGGCAUGGGCACAGGCUCCCUUUGGAUAUGCGCUCAGCCUUGUUGUGGGUGGCCUUUUCUUUGCAAAACCCAUGCGCUCCCGGGGUUACGUCACCAUGCUUGACCCCUUCCAGCAACUGUAUGGUAAAAGGAUGGGUGGUCUGCUAUUCAUCCCUGCACUAAUGGGGGAAAUGUUCUGGUCAGCCGCCAUCUUAUCUGCCCUUGGGGCCACAUUGAGUGUGAUCAUUGACAUCGACAUCAAUAUGUCUGUGAUUAUUUCGGCUCUUAUUGCCAUUUUCUACACACUGGUGGGGGGACUUUACUCAGUGGCCUACACUGAUGUUGUCCAGCUCUUCUGCAUUUUUUUAGGACUGUGGGUGAGUGUCCCUUUUGCACUCUCAAACCCAGCUGUGUCUGACAUCGGAGUGACAGCAGUGAAGCAGCUCAAUGCUAAUCAGACUGCAUGGCUUGGGAAGAUAGAAAGCCCUGACAAAUGGAUGUGGGCUGACAACUUCUGCCUUCUGAUGUUGGGGGGGAUUCCCUGGCAGGUGUAUUUUCAAAGGGUUCUUUCUGCCUCUUCAGCUUCCUAUGCUCAAGUCCUCUCCUUCCUGGCUGCCUUUGGUUGUAUCAUCAUGGCUAUUCCCUCUGUCCUGAUCGGAGCCAUAGGGGCUUCCACAGAUUGGAACCAGACAACCUAUGGGCCAAUUUCUCCCAUGCAGAAGGACCAGUCUGACAUGAUUCUACCGAUCGUGCUACAGCACCUGUGUCCAGCCUAUAUCUCCUUUUUUGGUCUGGGGGCAGUUUCUGCUGCAGUGAUGUCAUCCGCUGACUCAUCCAUCUUGUCGGCCAGCUCCAUGUUCGCUAGGAACAUCUACAAGCUCGCUUUCCGGCAAUCGGCUUCCGACCGUGAGAUAGUAUGGGUCAUGCGGAUCACUAUCUUUGUGUUCGGGGCUCUUGCGACGGCCAUGGCUCUCCUGACUGGGACCGUUUAUGGUUUAUGGUACCUGAGCUCUGACCUGGUCUAUGUCAUCAUCUUUCCCCAACUCCUCUGCGUUCUUUUCAUCCGUGGCACAAACACCUACGGCUCGGUGGCUGGAUACAUCUUUGGAUUGACCCUGCGAGUUGGUGGAGGGGAACCAUAUCUCAAACUGCCUCCAUUCAUCUACUACCCUGGAUGGACCAUUGAGGAGAAGGUCCAUCAUGUGACCAAGGAGGUGGAAUACCUGGUGAUGCAGAGGUUUCCCUUUAAGACUGCUUCCAUGCUGGCCUCGUUCCUAAGCAAUGUGGCUUUCUCAUACCUGUUUAAGUACCUGUUCGAGAGUGGCACUUUGUCGGCUAAAUAUGAUUUCUUGGAUGCAGUGGUGGCUAAGCACAGUGCAGAAAUAAUGGACAAGACCACUCUGGUGAACAGAAACAUCAUUGGGCUGAAUGAAAUGGCCCCAGUCAAGCCAAGACUUAGUGUUACUUUAGCUGCUACCUUCACCAGGAAGGAAACCCUGACCGAAGAGGAGGACUCCAGCCCGGAGUCACCGAGUCAUGAGAUCAAGUAGAUACCUUAUGGACAAUCCUGAGAAGACUCUGUAGUGGUUCCAUGACGUGAAGUACAAGGCUUCACCCAAUAAGUAAAGAAAUAUCAGAUUUUAAUUACAUAAUUAAUUCACUCCACACUCCUUUUCUGGAAUUUCCAUCACUUCUUUCAGAUAUUGUGGAACGAGACAGAAACUGAAACUCUGUGAAAAUGUUAACGAGAGAAGAAAACAGCAGUGAUUUAGAUGGUUUGAGUGAUAUUAGGACAUUGAUGGUGUUACUUACCCUGAGGAUCUCUUCCACUGCUGAUGGUAUGUACAAACCUUCAGUGACUCUCCUUUCCCUGCUAAAGAAAAUGUUGAGAUACUGUGAUAAUCCUUGAGAAAUAAUCAUAUUAAAAGGUAGGUUCACUCAAAUAUGUUCUGUCAUCAUUUGCUCAACUUCAUGUCAUUCCGAACAUGUAUAACUUUAUUUCUUUCUCUAUUUUUUCAUCUAUACAAACUCAACGGGCAUCAGUGUUAAAAAAUAACACUGAAGCCCACUGACUUUAACUGUAUGGAUUGAAAAAAAGAGGAAAAUAA